Eremomyces bilateralis CBS 781.70 is the source of this 634-nucleotide messenger RNA. Its product is annotated as ribosomal protein L14b/L23e. Gene Ontology annotation, molecular function: large ribosomal subunit rRNA binding; structural constituent of ribosome. Gene Ontology annotation, biological process: translation. Gene Ontology annotation, cellular component: ribosome; cytosolic large ribosomal subunit. Lineage: Eukaryota; Fungi; Ascomycota; Dothideomycetes; Eremomycetales; Eremomycetaceae. The record is from RefSeq and is a predicted model, not a curated record. The transcript is spliced from 4 exons. Bases 110 to 532 code for a protein of 140 amino acids.
ACCAUUUAGCGAGACACACUUCCACUCUCCACACUUUGACUUCAACACUUUCUCUUACAUUUGCGCUCAGCACCAUUACACCCGACAAAUUCCAUCGUGAACCUCCAAGAUGUCGUCAAAACGAGGUCGCGGUUCAAGCGGCAACAAGCUCAAGAUGACCCUCGGUCUUCCCGUUGGUGCGGUCAUGAAUUGCUGCGAUAAUUCCGGCGCCCGAAAUCUCUACAUCAUCUCCGUGAAAGGCAUCGGUGCUCGUCUCAAUCGUCUUCCGGCCGCCGGUGUUGGUGAUAUGGUCAUGGCUACGGUGAAGAAGGGAAAGCCGGAAUUGAGGAAGAAGGUCAUGCCCGCUGUGGUGGUUCGACAGAGCAAGCCAUGGAGGAGAGCCGAUGGUAUCUUCCUUUACUUCGAGGACAAUGCUGGCGUGAUUGUCAACCCCAAGGGUGAAAUGAAAGGAUCAGCUAUCACGGGUCCCGUUGGCAAGGAAGCUGCAGAACUGUGGCCGCGUAUUGCGAGCAACUCGGGCGUCGUGAUGUAAAGUGUCGAUGCAUAUUAUUCGGAGUUGAGCGGAAACAAUCGGUUCGGAGCCUCGAUGUUUCGAGGCAAUUGUGGUAUCUUCCAUAUCCCAAAAAUUCAUGAC